GAGAACUUGUCCCGCUGAGCUUGAGGGGACCAGUAGACAAAGGCGUGGGCGGGGCGUAGGCAGCGGCGCGCCGAGCUAGGGCUUGGCCGGGAGCGCGGCAGUGGGGUCAAACACCGCGCGGCGGUUGAGCGGCGGGCGGCUCAGACUGGCGGGUGAGGACUCGGCGAAGGUACGUGCGGGCUGGGUCGGGGCUGGGGGCCGGGCGGGGCAUCCCGGGGCGGAGGAGGCUUUCUCGUCCGUUAGCCAAGGGCCCGCCGGGGCACCCGCCGUGGUUUCGCCUUUACCGGUGAUAUGUGUGAUUUGCGUCGGGUUCUCCCAGCGGAGCGCGAGUUGUCCCCUCUUGGGCUAGGCUCCCGGUGCAGCGCGGAGCACACAGAAGGCGUUCAUUACGUGCUGAAUGAAAAGAUGAAUGAAUGAGCCGAUCACCUUUACCCAGCCCGAUCAGCCCUCGGUUUGAGGGCGUCCAGGCCACUCCCCUCACCCCAGCGCCACAGACCGGGGGAUCUGGACACUCACAGGUAUUUGGCGCCUCCCCUUUCCCGUGGAGGUAGCAGCCCAGGGCGAUUGUGGACAUAUAGGGAUUUUAAAUCAUGUAGUUCCCUGUAGCACCAAUAAUGCCAGAAAAUAAUGCCAGGGGAGGGGGUGGGAGGUGGCAUUUUAGCUGAUGUGGGAUCGCAGGCAGUGAGAACUGGGAGACUGGGGAGGAAGCCUAAAGGACAAGGGAGCAGGGUCCCUCCUACUAACAGUGAUGUUUUCAGGUCUAGGGUGAGAUCUGUACCACUUUGGCUCAUUGAGUCUGGUAAAGAGGUCCACAUGCUUCAGCUCAUCCAUUUGUUCAGCAAGCGGUUACUGAGCGUCUCUUCUGCACCAGGCCUUGCGUGGCUAGGCUGAGGCAUGAGCGCCCGGCUGUGUGGCUGGACCCCAUAGCACCUCCUGGGACAGAGUGCACGCCCACACAUGGUUUGGCCCUGCCGCGACCGGUGACCGGAGCAGUCCGGGCCGCCACCAUGAUGAAGUUGUUGGUGGCCAAAAUCCUUUGCAUGGUGGGCGUGUUCUUCUUCAUGCUGCUUGGCUCCCUGCUCCCCGUAAAGAUCAUCGAGUCAGAUUUUGAGAAGGCCCAUCGCUCGAAAAAGAUCCUCUCACUGUGCAACACCUUUGGAGGCGGGGUCUUUCUGGCCACAUGCUUCAAUGCUUUACUGCCCGCCGUGAGGGAAAAGCUCCAGAAAGUCCUGAGUCUCGGGCACAUCAGCACCGACUACCCCUUGGCUGAGACUAUUGUGCUGAUGGGCUUCUUCAUGACUGUGUUCCUGGAGCAGCUGGUCCUGACCUUCCGCAAGGAGAGGCCGGCCUUCAUCGACCUGGAGACGUUCAACGCCAGCUCAGAUGCCGGCAGUGACUCGGAGUAUGAGAGCCCCUUCAUGGGUGGCCCGCGGGGCCACACGCUCUAUGGGGAGCCCCAUGGGCACAGCCAUGGGCUGAGCGUCCAGGAGCUGUCGCGCUCCAGCCCAAUGCGGCUCCUCAGCCUGGUGUUUGCCCUGUCAGCCCACUCUGUCUUUGAGGGCCUGGCCCUGGGCCUGCAGGAGGAGGGGGAGAAGGUGGUGAGCCUGUUUGUGGGUGUGGCCAUCCAUGAGACGCUGGUGGCUGUGGCCCUGGGCAUCAGCAUGGCCAGGAGCUCCAUGGCCCUGAGGGAUGCGGCCAAGCUGGCCAUUCCCGUGAGCGCCAUGAUCCCCCUGGGCAUCAGCCUGGGCCUGGGCAUUGAGCGCGCCCGGGGAGUGCCAGGCAGCGUGGCUUCUGUGCUGCUGCAGGGCCUGGCGGGUGGCACAUUCCUCUUUGUCACCUUCUUUGAGAUCCUGGCUAAGGAACUGGAGGAGAAGAGUGACCGGCUGCUCAAGGUCCUCUUCCUGGUGCUGGGCUAUGCCGUCCUGGCCGGCAUGGUCUUCCUCAAAUGGUGACCACCCUGCACCCGUCAUGGUUGCCCUACCCCCACUGGACCUGAGUCCCACCAGACACAGGCCGUGGACCCGCCCUGCCAACCCCAGGGGACAAGCUUGGGCCCAGGCUUCGCCUGCGCACAGAGGGGCUGACAGAGACCACGCUGAGCCCCAGAUCUUACACCCUGAACCAUGGGGCACCACUACUCCUUUUUCAGAUACUUCACUUAAAAAGUGUUUACCAAAGCUGUGUGGCCAUGUCGUCCUCGGGCAUAGGGAUCUGGUGACUCAUAGGGGCUGCAGAGACGGGCGUCCAGGUGGGGUCAGGCCCAGGCCCUCCCCACCCCAAAUACGCCCCCGACUGUGGACCAGGAUGGGAGCAGCCAGCUGAGCUGCUGUUGAAAACCCCCAGGCCUUUGUCCUCCUUCCCUUGGCUCCAGUGCCAACACCAUGGCCAUCCUCAGCCUCCCUCAAGCCCUGCAGAAUGUGACUGGUGUGGACCCAGAGUUCGCAGGGGGUCCAAACACUGGUCACAUGCAGCCCUGAACAGUUUCUGAAAGAGUUCCUUCUCGAGGAGGCUCAGAUCCACAGGAGACUGUAAUUCCUGUCAUUCAAGGCUAUGCUUCUGGGGGGAAAGGGGUCCCAAGGACCUUGGAACCACCUCUAAUUCUGUGCUUUCUGGUGGGAGCCCCUCCAUGGGGGCUGGGGCACUGGGCUGGGCUGAGCUUCUUGGUUCCUUAAGGCAAAGGGGGCCCAGAGCCAAGAGUUUGUGGGCAGGUCGGAGGCGGCUUGGCUGUUGGUUCUUGGCCCUGCGUGCCCAGGUCUCCAGGGCAGGGUGGACCCCUGCAGGCCAGGGUCAGGGGUCAUAUGACUCAACUCCCCACACCAGACUCAGAUGAAGCAAGAACACAGGAGACUGAGCCCUAUGGGGCUGGUGCAAACCCUUGGUGCCACUCUGCUCUAUGGCAACAGACCUCUGUUAGCGUAGUUGUAGCAACCAGUGUUUGGUCCCAGGGAUGAGCUGAGCGCCCUUCCUGGGGGACUUCGCUGUGUCUGUCUGGAAGCCUGGAGGUGGGGCCUUGGCUUUCCCAGUUCUCUCCCUUCCUGCCCCCUCACUCAGCCACUUGGCCAUGGGGCCCAAGGGCCUUCCUUGAAUCUGGUUUCCUUCCUGUCUCAGUGCUGCCUGCAGCCCAGAGCCACAUCAGGAAGACUGCUGCCAUAGUGGGGCUGGUUAAGCUCCCCAUGAGGGCAGGCCUCCCCGUGCUGUCGCCUGGGCUCAGCAGGGCCUCUAGCCCAUCACCCCAGCCCCAGGGUGGUUCCAGGUGCAGCUAAUUGCUUGUCCGAGGGGACACCCCAGGCGCUGGCCUGCUGCCUCCAGCUCGGCUACACAAACGCAAAAGCGUACAACCUUGGCCCCUGUCACAGCCUCCUUCAAUGUUGUUAUGAGAACCUUCAGUUCCAAUUUCUUGGUCUCCCAUCCACUGCUUGGAAGUACUGGGCCGAUUUCUAGGAACUUCUGUCUGACUUUUACAAGGACCCACCUCUGAAUCCCCUGUGGCCUGACCCUGUUCCCACACUGGGAAAGGGACCCUGUGGGUGUGGGAACAUCAUCUCCACUUUGUCUUAAACCCAGCGGUGUUGGCAUCCACCUGCCCCCACUUUGCUCGCCUUGGUCCUGGUGGGCAGAAUGCUCUGGAGCCACCAGAUUCCAGAGCUGCCUUCAGCUAGUGGUGUGGCCCAUGGGGUGGGGCUGGGUGGAGUCCCUCACUCCCUACCCCUUCCCCCAUCACCUGAAGCACACACAGCAGUGUCCCCACCCGCCCCCAUCAUCCCCACUCUAAGCCAGCUUGCAGGCCACCUCACCAUUGAGGAAGGGGGACCUCAGUGUCCCUCCUCACCCCUCAAACACUGCCACCCGGGUUCCCAGUCCCCUUGGAUCCCCAGCAUGCCUGCACCUGCCAGCCUCUGUUGGCUAGGCUCUGGCCUCACUCUAGGGUCCCGUGAGCCCCCCAAGAAUGCCCUUGCUGUCUGCUGUGACCAGAGGAGAAAGGGUCAGCUCUGGCAUCUGCUUCCUUAGGCCACAGGGGUGACAGUGUCACGUGGCAGUGUUUUUUUUUUUUUUCUUUUUUUUUAGGGCCGCACCUGUGGCAUAUGAAAGUUCCCAGACUAGGGGAGGAAUCAGAGUUGUAGCCACCAGCCUAUGCCACAGCCACAGCAACACAGGAUCUGAGCUACGUCUGUGACCUGCACCACAGCUCAUGGCAGUGCUGGGUCCUUAACCCACUGAGCGAGGCCAGGAAUUGAACCCACGUCCUUAUGUAUACUAGUCUGGUUCUUAACCUGCGGAACCACAAUAGGACCUCCCAUGUGGCAGGUUUUGAUCGGUUUUCCCCAGUUAGGGCGAGUCAGUGUCUCCACAUUGAGGUAAGAAGAGUGGUCAUCCCAUCUGAUGGAGGCCAGCCUCCCUCCUGAGUUCCCCACCACCCACCCAUGGUGGCCAGCUCAGUGGCUCCAUCCUCCACCCCCCACUCUGACAUGAGAGGAAUCAUGUGGUGACAGGAGCUCUGGCUAAAGGAGACUGCAGGUGGCUCACUGCCUGGGGCUCUGGACCAGUCUGCACACAGAUGUAGCCACCCCGUCACUUGCUCCACAAGGCUCCUCUUGGCCCCGAGCAGGCAGGCUCCUGGUGGCACAAUUAUGGGGUCCCCACGGGGCAGGGCACCAUUCAGAGCCCUGCAAGUGGAAGGGUUGAGCGGGGACUAGGUUCCAAUCCUCAGUGGAAUCUGUUGGAGUGUCACCCUCCACUAGGAAGCCUCCGGCCCAGCCUGUCACCCUCCAUAGUCUGCUCUGAUUGGAGUGGAAUCAGGGCUCACCAUGCAGGCAACAGCUGGAUAGAGUCAACUGGGUUCCCCUCCUUGAUCUGGAGACAAAAGAAAAGAAAAUUAGGAGGCGGCACCUAGGCCUCUCAAGUUGAAUCAACAGUAAUAACAGUGUGUCUUGGCUUC
This is a messenger RNA of Sus scrofa (pig), 4936 nucleotides long. The record is from RefSeq and is a predicted model, not a curated record. NCBI's taxonomy places the organism in Eukaryota, Metazoa, Chordata, Mammalia, Artiodactyla, Suidae.